Molecule: messenger RNA, 369 nt
Organism: Tauraco erythrolophus (red-crested turaco)
Lineage: Eukaryota; Metazoa; Chordata; Aves; Musophagiformes; Musophagidae
Gene: PSCA
Product: prostate stem cell antigen
Cellular component (GO): plasma membrane
Source: RefSeq, a predicted model, not a curated record
AUGAAGGCUUUCCUUGUCCUCCUCCUGGGAGCAGUCCUGUGCUUUGACUCAGGUUAUUCUUUGAAGUGUUACAGCUGCACAUCACAGCUCAGUAACUCCAAAUGUAAGACGGAAGUGGACUGCAAGGAUGAGGACACAUGCAAGACAGAUGUGAUCAGGGUCGUAGGGCUCUUCAGCCUCAUCAGCAAGGGCUGUGACUCGUCAUGCACAUCACUCUACCAGGACUUCAGCGUAGGCAACAGGAAUAUCUCCUGCUGCAGCAGCAACCUCUGCAAUGCCAAUGCAGCGGGCAGUGUGAGAUGCAGCUACGGCAUGGCAGCAGGGAUUGCAGCCGGCGUGCUCUGGACCUUUCUGAAAAACAGUCUGUGA